Trichomonas vaginalis G3 is the source of this 660-nucleotide messenger RNA. RefSeq lists its product as uncharacterized. The record is from RefSeq and is a predicted model, not a curated record. Bases 1 to 660 code for a protein of 219 amino acids. The transcript has a single exon. NCBI's taxonomy places the organism in Eukaryota, Parabasalia, Trichomonadida, Trichomonadidae.
AUGGACUUUUUCCCUCCCUUAUAUGAACAAGCUGAAUACAUCGAUAGCGGUAUUUCCAUCUUGGAUAACAUUUUAGACAAUGGUGGUCAAUCACUCAAAACAGGAGAAUCAAAAGAAAAUCUAAAUUCAAUUAAAUCACAAAUAGAAACACUUAAAGAAGAUGUUAAUUCACUUAAAGAUAAAAUCGAUAGUAUUGCAGAAUUCGGAAAUCUUGUUAAUGAAACAAUUAAAUCUGUUGAACAGCUUAAGAAAUUUGGAAAUUUCCUUGGUAUUCAAUUUGGCGAUCAACAAACUACUCAAUACAGCAUCAGAGAUAACGGUUCUGUUUCAGUUAUCAUCUCUGAAAAGGUAAAGACACCAAUUAAAUCACCAAACAUAAUCAAGACAUCUUCAAGCGAGCCUCAAUAUAGAGAAAUCACUCACGAUGAAUAUGAAUCUCUUGAGAGCAUGUAUAAAUAUCUUAUGAAAGAAGAUCUCUUAACAAGAAAUUAUUACACCCUAUAUAACUCAGGAGUAACUGAAUUUACAGAUGAAUUAACUAGAAAAUACGGAAUUAGCAUGUUUGGACCUCUUCCGGGAACAAUUUGGGAAAUUUUAAGAUUCUUAAAGAGAUCAGAGACUAUUGAGUCUGAUGGUAAGAAAAUUUAUCGAUUUAGAUAA